CGUUAGUGCGGGCACGAGAGCAUUUUGAGGUUACAUGCCGUCAUGUCCUCUCUCUCAGGUUUUUUUUCUGAUUUUUGUAAAUUCGUUUGCACGUGAAUUCUCCAUAGAGGACGAAAUGAUAUAAAAUUAAAACUAGCCUGAGAUAUACGUUAUGUACUAGUAUGUUACCAUCUCUCCAUUGCACAAAUUAUUCACUUAAACGUUAAUAUAUAUGAGAAGAAAGAAAAAAACCAAAGCUGGUGAUGGGAGAAAGAAAUUGGAAAGAUUGGAGACCUUUCGUUUACGGAGGUUUAGCUUCGAUUGUCGCGGAGCUGUGUACUUUUCCUUUAGAUACGACUAAAACACGUUUGCAAGUACAAGGCCAGAAGUAUGACAAAAAGCUCGCACGUUUAAGAUAUUCUGGCAUGACCGAUGCGCUAUUACAAAUAUCUAAACAAGAAGGAAUAAAAGGUUUAUAUUCUGGGAUUAGUUCUGCGAUUUUAAGACAAGCAACAUAUGGAACUAUAAAAUUUGGAUCUUAUUAUUCACUCAAAAAGGCUGCAAUUGAUGCCUGGGCAACGGGGGAUUUAGUCACAAUAAACAUUGUUUGUGCAGCAUUAGCUGGAGCUGUAUCAAGCGCAAUUGCCAAUCCCACUGAUGUAAUAAAAGUUCGUAUGCAAGCCACCGGCAAUGAAACAAAUGUGUCGCUAUUUACUUGCUUUCAAGAUGUAUAUCAACAUGAAGGUAUUCGCGGACUUUGGAGGGGUGUUGGACCGACUGCUCAAAGAGCGGCUGUUAUUGCGGCUGUAGAAUUACCUAUAUAUGACUAUACCAAGAGUAAAUGUAUGAGUGUAUUGGGAAAUAGCGUUAGUAAUCAUUUUGUAUCUAGUUUUGUAGCUAGUAUGGGAAGUGCUGUUGCUUCAACGCCUAUAGACGUAAUUCGCACCCGAUUGAUGAAUCAAAGGAGAAUGUGUAUAGCUGAUACCAAGCCUUCAUCAUAUAUUUACAGUGGCAGUAUAGAUUGCUUGCUUCAGACAAUUAAAAAUGAAGGAGUUCUAGCUCUGUACAAAGGCUUUAUCCCGACGUUGUUCAGAAUGGGACCGUGGAAUAUUAUAUUUUUUAUUACCUAUGAGCAGUUAAAACAAUUAUGAUGCAUCGUUAUUAUAUUGAAUAUUUAAAUUCUUCCACCACGAUAAGGUCUGGAAAUAUGUUUUAAUACGUAUAAACAACAUUACAUUAUGUAUUUAAUAUUAUUAUCUGAUAAUCUUAACUGUAUACAAUUUGUUGAUUGUGAAAGUGACUGUUAAUUAGUUACCUUAAUGCGAUAUAAAAUAAGUAACACUUAGUGUAGAUAAACAAAUGAGACACAGCACUUUUCAAGAUUAAUGUAAUUGUAGAAAUAGAUAUAAGAAAAAGAAAGUAAUCGGAAAAGUUCAAGAGCUUCCCAAAGUACAAGCUUCCACAAAUUAUUUUAGAUUUCAUAGAGUUACACAUUUAAUACACUAUUUUAAAACGUUCAUAUGUCAUAUUCAUACAUUUUUACGUAUGUUAUUUCAAUUAUCUUAAAAUUUUGACACAUAAAUUCGAUUCCGUAUAGAAAGUUCAUGUUAAGUAAAUUAGUAAUGAACAUUCUACAAAGUUUUUUAAAAUACUAUGUGUAGAAAUAAAUGUUUAAGGUACUUGUUUUGAUUUAUCGCAACAUUUUGUACAAUACUAGUCAUUGUUAUUUACAUGAAUAUAAAAAUGGAUUAUUUUACUUCAGUA
Wasmannia auropunctata (little fire ant) is the source of this 1743-nucleotide messenger RNA. RefSeq names its product kidney mitochondrial carrier protein 1 (gene Bmcp). Lineage: Eukaryota; Metazoa; Arthropoda; Insecta; Hymenoptera; Formicidae. The coding region runs from base 243 to 1130 and encodes 295 amino acids. The transcript has 8 exons. Gene Ontology annotation, biological process: transmembrane transport. The record is from RefSeq and is a predicted model, not a curated record.